Notolabrus celidotus (New Zealand spotty) is the source of this 6578-nucleotide messenger RNA. RefSeq names its product mitogen-activated protein kinase kinase kinase 12 (gene map3k12). The record is from RefSeq and is a predicted model, not a curated record. Lineage: Eukaryota; Metazoa; Chordata; Actinopteri; Labriformes; Labridae. Gene Ontology annotation, molecular function: JUN kinase kinase kinase activity; ATP binding. The transcript has 14 exons. The coding region runs from base 312 to 3182 and encodes 956 amino acids. Gene Ontology annotation, biological process: protein autophosphorylation; JNK cascade.
AAAGGAGACAGCUCCCUCCCCCCCCAAAAAAACCCAGCGCGCCUCACGUUGCAUGGGUACCCGGUUAUUGAUAACACAAUUUGCCCGCUGGGAUCCAUCCGGUAGCGUGAAACUCGUGGAUAUCGGGACUGGAAAUACAACAGAGAGCCCGGACCUGAGAACUACAGCGAUCUUGCUCAUCAUCAGCGACAAAAUAGAAAGCCGAGCCCACCCCGUUCACUUGACAACGCGACAUCAAGCAGGCAAAAAGGCUUACUUCUCAUCCUCCCAUCCUCCAUCCACCCUGACCUGCUGUGUUGGGGAAACCCCUGAUGAGUGGGACCUGUAUCCAUGAGCCCCGUGCCCCUUCCCCCUCCCUGUCAGGCUUCAGCACCCCCAUCUCAGAGCCCCCGUAUCGAAGACUCGAUGGAGACACCCCUGCGUGCACCCCCGAAACGGACCUGACCCCCACACAGUGUGUCCUCCGUAACGUGCUGUCCAUCGACACAGGCGCGCAGGUGGCACCGAGCGGCAGCAGCCCCACUCCCAGUGAUGGACCCUCGGCUCACUUCGACAACAGUGUGCUAAAACUACAUGAACAUGAGGCCUGCCAGUGUGGCGGGGCCGAGGCUGGGCACAGUCCGGAGGCCGGGGCUGUCCGCAGCCAGUCGGAUAACAUCCGGCUACAAUCAGGAAGUGGAGGUUUUUUGGAGGGACUGUUUGGCUGCCUAAAACCUGUCUGGACCAUGAUUGGAAAAGCAUACUCCACUGAACACAAACAUAGCCAUGAAGAGUCCUGGGAGGUCCCCUUUGAGGAGAUCUCUGACCUGCAGUGGGUGGGCAGCGGGGCGCAGGGCGCCGUCUUCCUCGGCAAGUUCCACGGAGAAGAAGUGGCUGUAAAGAAAGUACGGGACAUCAAAGAGACUGAGAUCAAACACCUCCGCAAGCUCAAGCACCCCAACAUCAUCACUUUCAAGGGUGUGUGCACCCAGGCUCCAUGUUACUGUAUCCUGAUGGAGUACUGUGCUCAAGGACAGCUGUACGAGGUGCUGAGGGCGGGCCGUAAAAUCACCCCCUCCCUCCUGGUCGACUGGGCCAUGGGCAUUGCUGGUGGGAUGAACUACCUGCACCUCCACAAAAUCAUCCACAGAGACCUCAAGUCCCCAAACAUGCUGAUCACACAUGAUGAUCUGGUAAAGAUCUCUGACUUCGGCACCUCAAAGGAGCUCAGUGACAAGAGCACAAAGAUGUCAUUUGCUGGCACCGUAGCUUGGAUGGCUCCAGAAGUCAUUCGCAAUGAGCCAGUGUCAGAAAAAGUGGACAUCUGGUCUUUUGGAGUGGUGCUGUGGGAGAUGCUGACUGGAGAGAUACCUUACAGAGAUGUGGACUCAUCUGCCAUCAUCUGGGGGGUGGGGAACAACAGCCUGCAGCUCCCUGUACCCGAGAGCUGCCCUGAUGGCUUCAAGAUCCUCCUCAAACAGUGCUGGAGCUGUAAGCCCAGGAAUAGGCCGUCUUUCCGUCAGAUCCUGCUUCAUCUGGACAUAGCAUCAGCUGAUGUGCUGUCCACUCCACAGGAGACCUACUUCAAGUCUCAGGCUGAAUGGCGAGAAGAGGUGAAACGGCACUUUGAGAAGAUUAAAUCUGAGGGUACUUGUCUCCACCGGCUCGAUGAGGAGCUCAUAAACCGCCGCAGAGAGGAACUCAGACAUGCUCUGGACAUCCGCGAGCACUACGAGAGGAAACUGGAGAGGGCUAACAACCUUUACAUGGAGCUCAGCGCUGUCAUGCUGCAGCUGGAGCUCAAAGAAAAAGAGCUGCAGAAGAGGGAGCAGUCUCUGGAUAAAAAGUAUCCCGGUUUGUUUAAGCAUCACAGCUCCAGACAGAGCAGCUCCUCCAACACCAUGGACAAACUCAUCAAGAAGAGAAAUGUCCCGCAGAAGCUGCCCUCUGGAAAGAGGCCAGACAUCCUUAAGUCUGAGGUAAUCAUUCCCAAAAUGGAUUCCUCAGUGAUGCAAGUCACUAUCCCAGCCUGCCCCAACAGGAGCUCCACUUCUCCCAGCCGCUCUCGACGAGUAAAGACCCGCCACCGUAAGCCCGGUAAGGGCAGCAGCGGAGACCUGGCUGGACUUAAGGCGACUCAGUCUUCUCCUAGUAGGGACUCAGCUGCCCAGGCUAACGGUUCCACAAACAACACCUCCAAGCAGCUCCUUGAGCCGUCUGCAGCCUCACGAGGCCUCAGUCAUGAGCAGCAGCAGAGACAGCUCUCCUCCUCCAGCCCGGACCUCAUCUGCACCACGCUGGAAGCCGAAGGGCAGGGCAAAGGGGAGACUUCAGUAGGCGGGCUGGAGAGAGGUGGGAGCCUCAGUGCUUCUGCAGGGUUAGGAGGGUCAGAUGUGGGGGCAGCUGGUCUGGAUGAUCUCACAGAAACUCCUCCACGCAGCGACACACCGAGCGAGGAUGCAGCGUCGUUUCCGUUCUCCAGCAGCCCGGACUCGCCGUGCGGGAGGGGGGCAGCAGCAGGAAGGGGGUCGCUGGGAUCUCCACGUUUGCCUCAUGAUGGGGAGGAUAAGGAUGACGGAGCGGGUGCUCUGAGGCUGCCUCGAGGGGCAUCAGGGGGAAUUGGGAGCCAGCACCUCACACCUUCAGCCAUCCUGUACAGAGCAGCUAUCACACGCAAACAGAGGCGUGGAGUGUCAUCAGAGGAGGAGGAGGGGGAAGUUGACAGUGAGGUUGAGUUACCACGGAGACGACGUCCGACCAGCAUCACAAAGUGUCAGUCGGUGUCCACCUUCAGCUCAGAGAACCUGUCAGUGUCAGAUGGAGAGGAGGGCCACACCACGGACCACUCUCACAGCGGCACCCCCGACGUGGUCAGCACCAACACGGACGACAGGCUGGACGACCGCAGCGAUGACCUCCUUUCUCAGGGGUCCGAGAUCCCGGCGGACAACACAGAUCCCGCGCAGGCUUCAGAUGGACUGUCGGAGCGAGACGGAGUCCUGGGUCAGGCCAAAGCUCAGCUGGACGCCGGGCAGAAUCCUAAUGAGAGUCGGUCCCUGUGUGAUGACUCUGACUGCGACAGUGCUGAGUUGGAUCAGUCAGGCAGUGGGGAGCCAAGCCGUCCCCCCAGUGCUGGAGCGUGGGUCUCCCCAUCCCAACCCUACCAGGGGUCUCCACAGGCACCUCAAACAGGACCUCCAUAGAUCACUGGACACAAGCAAAGACCUCCAACUACCCUCGAGUGAACAACCAUCACAGGCGUACACCAAUCUGUCAGUGCAGUACAUUACUGUGGUCAAGAGGUAUCACACCUAAAACAUGGCUCAGACUGUGACGAGUCCACUUAUGGCGUCUCAUGAGUUUGUUUCUGGCAAACCUUCAUCAGAUCACAUAAGACAUUUGUCAUAACCUGACAUCAGAUUUUUUGGCAGCUUGGACAUCAGAUAAUGUCAUUUAAGUUCAGUAGGGUUUUUUAGGCAAAAUAGUUACCAAGGUAACCUUAACCACUGCUCCAGUUCAGCAAAAACCCUCCACAGACACACGCACGCACAAGAUACCACACUCGUUGUCCUUUAAACACUCUAAUCCUCACUCUGGGAGCAUCCUCCAUGACUCUCCACACACUAAUGCAUCAAAUACUAAUGAAUAAUAAUGUAAAUAUCCAUGACAUACCACAUGAGAAAUAUCUAACUUUAUUUGUUUGUAAGAUAAAAAAAAAGUAAGACUAAAUGGUAUGCAGCCCUGUGAACAAAUGCAUGACUACAUGUUUAUAAUUUAUGGUUGAAUGUGUCAGUUUUAUAUUUUGUGAGAGUUUACACUUUUUUAAUCCUGGAAGUAUUACUUCAGUUCUUUUUGUUUUUUGUUAAUAAAUGUCCGCACUCAAGAAGAAAAACAAGUCAGAAUGGAAUGAAAACCUCACCAAGACAUUGAUCAUGAUGCAUAAUUAGGAUCCUCAGUAAGUAAUACAUAUUUUUUUAACCCUCCUGCUACUGAGUUUCAGAUGCACAGGACAUGGUCGAGGUUUUUUAUGACGCUUAUCAAAUAAGUGACUUGAUUGGAAACCUUUGGGUUCACUCAGAUGGCACUUCUGUUAUUGAAGGUAUUCUGGCACUGAGGGGCCGAACAGACUCUUUUGAUUGGAGGGGCCAAACUAGGGCCCUUGGUAAUGCAGUAUGUGUGUGCUUAUACAAACAGAGUAUUUGUAUUGUAUUUACCCCUUCUAUCUCCACUAAUGAUAUCUGCUUUGACUGCUAACAUUGAAGUAUCCAAAGGAUGGUAUUUUUCAUUUUAAUUAAGGCUGUCAAAGAUACAUUUUUCAAAUCACGCUAAUCACUGAAUUUCAAGAAUUAAUCAUUUUUAAGCCCAUAUUAAAAUUGUAAAACGUUUUUUAUCCAAGUCCUGUAGUCAUCUAGUUUGAUUUACUUUAAUCCACAGGUUUCCUUGCGGUUUGCACACUCCAAAAUAAUAACUGACAUCAGUCUGAUUAGCUGCACCUUGAGGCUUAGCUUGUAUACGCUCAAACAUGGAGUACUUUGAUGAUAUUUCAUUUUGUUUGACACAAAGUGAAUAUUACUUUUGACUUGUCUACUAAACCAAUCACAAGUUAGUUUAUUUUUUUUACAUCAAGGUGGCAGCAGGAAGCAGAAAGACACAGUGGCAGCUUAUCUAUGGUGUAACAUAAGGGUCAAAAUAUCACAAAAUUAAAACCAAAAAUGGAUUUAUUUAAGAUCUUAAUUGCAUUAUAAUUAACACUGACAGCCCUAGUUUAAUUAUAUUGUAUACUUUAUGAAGAAACAUGACAGAGUGGCAACACUGAGAUCUUCUUAGCUUGAACAUUUCAGGACUUACGCCAAAGGUUUGUCUUAAGUCACUCACUGUAAAUUUACAGUAAUAACUGAAGGGAAUGUGCCAGAUUAAAGGGCAAAGAAAGCAGACAGCAGCCUCCUGCAACAAUAACCCAAAAGUUGAUUUUAGCCCAAGCUUCCGGUAAGGCAAAUGGCCGUUACUAAGUAAGGCCUUUGGCAGUCAGAUUUCAAAGUGGGCCAUGGCCAUCCCUGUAUCCACCCUGUGGAUUUUUUGAGAUGUCUUUCACAGUAAAAUUAUCACUUUAGGAGUAGUGCAUGUGUUCUCAAAAAUAACUGAACUAAGUAAUACCUCUGCAAGAAACCCAACUUGGGGCAUCCUAGCAGAAUAGAACUCUUCAGCAUUACAUUUCCAUAGUAUAACCAGACUGAAAAGGUUAAAACAAUAAAAGGAAACAAAAACAGUGCAGCAGAAUCAGAUAUUGUAUUUUCUAAUUGACACAUUAAUUUCUUGCUAAACCUGUCGCCGAUAUUUCCCACGAUGCAACCCAACAAACUAGUUUGUCAAAGUCAAGUUUGUUUGGUCAAUGUCGUUGAACUAGCCAAACCCUGUUCGAUGCUGACUCAAGCUACACAACUUGAGACAGUUACGAUGUGUAAAAUCGUUAUUAUAAUGUUACCGUUGACCUCUAAACUCUAUCUUAACCUGUAACAUUUCCCUUUCAGAGAAAAAUCAAACAAACUCUUGUGUGUCACGAUGUUGAUAGGCUUCAUAAAAACCUCAACUGUUCCUCCUACCCUUUAAGAUAACUGCAGAAGAAGCCAGAUAAAGAAUAGAGCACUUCUCUGUGGUGGUUACUAGUAGAACCGUAAGUAUCAUUUGGGUUUGAAUAGAAAUGUUUUGUUUUUAUACAGCAUUGCACAUUGUACCUGUAACAUAGGAAUUAUAUCAAAAGCAAAAUAUUAUGAGCAACAAUAAAUAAUGUAUUGGUUAAAAAAAAUGUGUGACUUUUUUUUUUUUUUAAAGCAUAGACUGUAUAAAAUAUGGACAAGGUAUCCGUGACGUCACCCAUCUGUUUCUGAAGAAGUGUUUUGAGGCCAAUAGUCGGCGGCAGCCAUAUUGCUGCUGUGGAGCGAUUGUGGUGUAAAGAGGCGGGCUUUGAGCCUCCUAGCCAACAGCUACAGUGUUCACUACUGUCAAUCAAGUCAGCUGUGCCUCUCAUUGGAAGACUUGUAAUCUCAAUAUCUUCAAAAUUGCAGCGUUAGAAAGAAAUUCAUCCCCUCUACAGUGUGUGCCGAUCGAGAAAUGAGCCAUCCAGACUACACUCGUCUUUUGUACCAGGCUGUAAACAUGUUUAUUUCUGCUGUAAAUAUCUGCUUUUUCCCAUUCAUGUAUUUCCGGAGCCAGCCUCAAGCAGAUCCUCAACGAACUGCAGUUUUUAGCACUUCCACAUUGGACUCAUAUUUUUAGAGUGGAGGUUGCCGCUUGGUUUUAAGAUAAGCUGUUUCCGAAACGGCCUGCUACAUACUACUUGCUAAUGAAGUAGGCAGUAGGUAUUGACUACCACAUACUGCGUUUGAAUUUAGCAUGUAGUAUGACUUUUCUGUUGGAUCUGUGUUGCAGUACACUGGACCAGACGUCACUAGAUUUCCGGUUUUGGAAAGCGGAAGUAAACAACGGCGAAGCUGAUAGUGAAAAUGCUUCUUUAGCAUACAUUUAUGAUUUAAAAAGUUAGGAAGUGGUUUAUAUGUAAUUCAAUGACCUUCACAGCACCCAAAAAUUGAUUUCCUCCCGUC